AUGUCCACGGAUUUGGAGGCUCAGAGAACGCAGGAGUCUGCAUCAAGUGCCGUUGCCUCGCCAGAUUUUGAGAUACCCCAAGGGUUGCGAUUCCUCUUAAGGACUACUCAAAUUCGUGUCUACCGCGUACCUAUUGAGGGUGAAAACAAAUGCUGUUCAGCAUUUCCACGCAAGUUCUAUGUGGCAGACGGCGAGGGCAACCCAAUCCUCGAGGGAGUAGAGUCGAGCAGUUGGUGCGCUCGUCUAUGCGCCGAGAGUUCACACGCCUUUGAGGUCGACUUUCGCGACGCCGAUGGGAUCACUGUGCUCUCGAUGGAGAAGACCGCUGCCUGCUCCACCUUCUAUUGCUGCAAUGCACCUGCCAUUUCAGUUGUGUCUGGUAAUGACAACUACGGCACCGUUAUGCAAUCGGGCAUUCUUCCUCGCACUCGGCUUUCGCUACUUGAUGGGCUUGGGAGGCCGCAGCUCAGGCUUCUGGGUCCUUGCGCUCGGCAAAGCCGCUACAUUGAUGGCAUCUUCAAAUUGAAGUGCUUCUCAGAACGCGGCUCCCUCGGACGACUAACAGUGCAGCAUUUCGCGGGGAUGGACAGCUACCAGAUAUACUUCCCUGUCGACCUUGACCUCCGCAUGAAAUGCCUCCUUAUUGCCUCUGCCGUCCUUCUGCGUUUUUUUCAUGCAUAUCUGUCCAUCCGGUCUACUCAACUGGCCUGUCAGUUCUCCACUGUUCGCCCACCCGCUCGCCUUUCUGCGGGUGAAGAGCAGCGCUUCUGCGACAAAAAUCGAUAUUGCCGCGGUGAUGCAGCCGUCGGUGCAGCGCGUCACAAAGAGGGCAAACAUGCUUACAAGCGAAUUUGCGCUUUACUCUGCCCCUUGUUCCAAAAUGUCAGUGGUGGAGGGCGGAGGAAAGGAGGGGGAGAAGCGAUUGCUGCGGUGAUUGCCUGA
Messenger RNA from Hydatigera taeniaeformis, 942 nucleotides. The record is from the annotation of a GenBank genome assembly. Lineage: Eukaryota; Metazoa; Platyhelminthes; Cestoda; Cyclophyllidea; Taeniidae.